Acanthosepion pharaonis is the source of this 621-nucleotide messenger RNA. Lineage: Eukaryota; Metazoa; Mollusca; Cephalopoda; Sepiida; Sepiidae. The record is from the annotation of a GenBank genome assembly.
AUGAAUGCGUUGGUUAAACAAAAUCGAAAAACAACAGACUCUCUCUCUCUCUCUCUCUCUCUCUUUCUUUUAGUCACUCUCAGUACUGCUCCAUUGUGUUUCUCCCUCUCUAUCUCUCUAUCUGUCUUUCUCACUAUUGCUCCAUUGUGUUUCUCACGCUUUCUCUCUCUCACUGCUGCUUCAUUGUGUUUCUACCUAUCUCUCUCUAUUUCUCAAUGCUGCUCCAUUGUGUUUCUCUGUGUGUGUUUCUCUCUCUCUCCCUGUCUCAUUCAAUGCUGCACCAUUAUGUUUGUUCUCUCUCUCUCCUUUCACUCUUCUCUCUCUCUCUCCUCUCUCAGAUUCCUCUCUCUUUCCUCUCUCAAUGUUGCAACAUUGUGCUUCUUACUCUUCUUUCUUUCUUUCUUUCUUUCUUUCUUUCUUUCUUUCUUUCUUUCUUUCUUUCUUCCCCUCUCUUCUUUCGCUCCCACCUCUCUCUCUUUUAAUACUGGCCCAUUGUGUUUCUCUCUCUCCUUUCUUUCUCCCCUUUCACUCAAUUCUUUCUCACCCUCUUUAUCUCUCUCUGUAUUCCUCAAGGCGAAUCGCAAGCCUUAUGAAGAUAGAAGAUCAGUCGAAACGUCGUAA